AUGACCCAUUUGAUGGGCUGCAUUGUAAUCUCCGGCGUUGGAUUAGAACCUGAUGGAGCGAGAGGAGUAAUCCUAGGAGGUGGGGGUGCAUUCCUGGAAGGGAAAAUAAAUGUUGGUGAAAGUGGAGGAGAACUUGUGGGCGGAACAAAUUUUGGUGGUGGGGGCGGAGGGGGUGAACUUUGCGGUGGCGAAGAUGCCGAGGGCAAGGGUGAACUAUCAAGUGCCGUUGGCGAUGGUGGUGGAGGUGAAUUUUCAGGUGGUUUUGGCGAUGGUGGAGGUGGGGAAUUCGCAGGUGGGUUGGAUGACAGAUGUGGAGAUGAACUCACUAGCGGAGUUGAACUAAGUGGUGGUGGUGAACUCACUGGUGGGGUAGAACUAGGUGGUGGUGGUGAUGGUGAAGGUGAAGUUUUUGCGUUAAUUGCCUCCUAA
Morus notabilis is the source of this 429-nucleotide messenger RNA. RefSeq names its product glycine-rich protein DOT1-like. The transcript is spliced from 3 exons. The record is from RefSeq and is a predicted model, not a curated record. The coding region runs from base 1 to 429 and encodes 142 amino acids. Lineage: Eukaryota; Viridiplantae; Streptophyta; Magnoliopsida; Rosales; Moraceae.